Molecule: messenger RNA, 1893 nt
Organism: Parnassius mnemosyne (clouded apollo)
Lineage: Eukaryota; Metazoa; Arthropoda; Insecta; Lepidoptera; Papilionidae
Source: the annotation of a GenBank genome assembly
AUGACAUCGAUAAAGAAAAGAUCGCUUUUAUGGGAACAUUUUGAUAUAGACAGUGAUGAUCCUAAGCUUGCUGUUUGUUUACUAUGCAAUGUUAAAAUUUCACGUGGCGGCGUAGGGAAAAAAGCAGGUACUUCUGCCAUGAAAAAUCACAUGAAAACAAAACAUCUAAAUGAAUUCCGUGUACUGAAUAAAGAUCUUGCCGCUGUCGUGCCUACAACUUCUUUAGCCAUCCCGGGGACAAGUUCAUCUUCAGUACCAAAUAGGCAAUUGACUUUAACAGAUACUUUCGAAAGGAAAUUGCUUUGGGACGUUAAUGAUGCUAAAGCCAGGAAGUACCAUUAUUUAAUAGCAGAAAUGAUUGCAUUAGACAACGAGCCAUUGUCCAUUGUAGAAAAAACCGGUUUCACCAGACUCCUGGAACAAGCUUUACCCCGAUAUAAAUUGCCAAGCCGUACUUAUAUUACACAAAAUAUCAUUCCUGACAUAUAUGACAGAAUUUAUGAGAAAAUUAAAAAUAACAUGUCAAGUGCCUUCGCUAUUUCAGUGACUUCUGAUAUAUGGACUUGCUUACACAACAAUGCUAGCUUCCUGAGUUUCACAGCCCAUUGGGUAUCUCCUGAAUUUAAACUAGAACAUGGAGUUCUUGCAAUGAAGCCUUUCUUAGGUUCACACUCUGGAGAAAAUAUAGCAAAAGAGCUUAACACUGUCGCGAACUGCUGGGACCUUGAGCAUAGUAAAAUACAUUUAUUCAUUCAUGACAGUGGUGCUAACAUGGUGAAGGGUGUUCGUUUGGCUGAGUAUGAUUCUGCUAGAUGUUUCAUACAUACGCUUCAGAGAGCUAUAAAUGAGUCGCUCAAAGCCCAGGUUGAAGUGACAACAAUGAUUGCUUCUGGAAGACGACUUGUUACACACUUCAAUCAUUCAGGCUUAGCUCAAGAAAAACUACUAGCGAUUCAAAAAGAGCUAAAUCUACCCGAGCAUCAGUUGGUGCAAGAUAUCAGUACUAGAUGGAAUUCCACUUUCUAUUUAAUGGAGCGUCUGUUAGAACAAAAGAGGGCCAUAUCAUUGUUUGUUGCUGAUCAUGAUACACUCACUAAUUUGACGGCUCAACAGUGGUGUUUGAUGGAGCAAUGUAUAAAUUUAUUGAAACCUUUUGAAGAAAUAACUAAAAUAACAAGUUCUGGUCUGUCCUGCGUAUCGGAAGUUAUACCACACGUUACUGCUUUAAAAAAGUAUUUAGAUAAAGAUGAAAUUGAGCAAAGAACGCCGGAUUUACCACACAUGCGGGCCUCGUUAAAAGCUGAACUAGAGAGUCGUUUUAACUGCUUAAAUCAAGACUCUAACUACUUGAUUGCUACUUAUCUAGACCCGAGAUUCAAAACAAACUACUUGGGAGUGGUUGAAGCUGAAAGAGCUCGCCAGGAAAUUCUACUGGAGUACUUAAAAAUGUCUAGCGAGGAGUCUUCCAGUUCAUCGUCAACACCGGCUAAAAAAAGUAGAGUAGAGGAGACAGUGUCAGCUGUAUCUCGCGAAGCUCAUUACACGUUCUGGGAUUGCUUCAAUGAAGUAGGAAAUGAAAAUAAUACUAGCCAAUCUCAUCAUGAAGAAAGAAACGCGAUUUUAUGUGAAAUUGAUUUGUAUCUAAAGUCAGUGCGAAUUGCUCGCGAUCGUGACCCUUAUAUUUGGUGGGCAUCUAAUGCUACACAAUAUCCAAAUUUAUCGAAGUUUGCCAAAAUCUAUCUUUCAGCACCCUGCAGCAGUGUGUACAGCGAAAGACUUUUUUCUGAAUCUGGCCUUGUUUAUGAAGACAGGCGAAACCGCUUGCUACCUUUCAAUGCAGAGAAACUAGUAUUUAUUCACCAUAAUUUGCCCUUAGUGCAGUACGAGUACUAA